CUCUUCAAGCGACUGCAGUUUAGUUUGGUUGAACCCUGCGAGCAGUGACUUACUGACCAUCCAAUAGAAGCCAAACUUUCAGUGAAAUAGUCCAUCGCAGAACAGAAUCCAGGAACUUUCUAGUGUUGAAACCAUCCAGAGGCCAUGGGACAAGAGGAGAGUCACAGUGAAGAGAUGGACUUGGCUCAGAUUCAGGAGCUAUGCAUCAUGUUUAUGAAGGAGUGUCCGAGCGGUGCCUUACACCUACAUGAAUUCAAGAGGAUCUUUGGAGUACCGAGCAGCUCUGCAGAGGAGAAUCUCUACAUUGAAACAAUAUUCCACUCCUUUGACACAAACAAGGAUAAUACAUUGGAUUUCCUCGAGUAUGUCGCUGCACUUCACUUGAUCUUAAGAGGAAAUCUUGAAGAUAGGCUGAAAUGGUCCUUUAAAAUGUACGACAAGGAUGGAAAUGGCAAGUUGGAUAGGCAUGAGGUGAAACGUAUCAUCAGGAUUGUGCACAAAAUCAAACACCUGAGAAGUGACAUGGAAAUGACACCGUCUGAAAUCUGUGACAGAAUCUUUGAGCUGGUUGAUCAGAAUAAUGAUGGUCAGAUCACCUUAUCUGAGUUCAUGGAGGGAGCUCAGAAGGACGAAUGGGUCAUGAAUCUGCUCAAGUUGGACAUCAAUGCGACAGGAUGGGUCAUACAGAACUGCGGGAAAUUUCCUUGAUGGCUAAUUGUGAGAGAUUUUCACCUCAGUGUUUUCCUUUGAAGCAGACAGAGCUGUCUUGCUGUCUUGUUUUUGCCUGCGUCUCCAGGUGAAUCUGCUUGGACUUGGAGUUUGAGAGCAGGCCAUGUUUUCUCAGCGUCAGCUGUCUGAACGUGGAGCUGGGUUUGAUAGCUGGAUUUGGCAGCUAUGUGAUAGGCUGCCGUCUUUGGUAUUCAGAUAAUGAAU
This is a messenger RNA of Sphaeramia orbicularis (orbiculate cardinalfish), 933 nucleotides long. Its product is annotated as guanylyl cyclase-activating protein 2-like. NCBI's taxonomy places the organism in Eukaryota, Metazoa, Chordata, Actinopteri, Kurtiformes, Apogonidae. Gene Ontology annotation, molecular function: calcium ion binding; calcium sensitive guanylate cyclase activator activity. Gene Ontology annotation, cellular component: photoreceptor inner segment; cone photoreceptor outer segment. Gene Ontology annotation, biological process: visual perception. The coding region runs from base 145 to 708 and encodes 187 amino acids. The record is from RefSeq and is a predicted model, not a curated record. The transcript is spliced from 4 exons.